AUGACAAUAACAUUUAUUUCACAGAUUGGACUCAGAAAAUGUAACAAUAAUACGUAUGGGGCUGGCUGUAAAAAACAAUGUCACGACAGAAAUUGUGAAGGGUCGCAAUAUUGUAAUGCAAAAACAGGAGCAUGUAAAAACGGUUGUAAGCCAGGAUAUACAGGUCAGGACUGUACAACAGUGUGUCCUAUUGGUAGAUAUGGAAUUGGAUGUAGAAGGCUGUGUACUGAUAGAAAUUGUAAAUUAUCUCAGAAAUGUCACCAUGUAACAGGAAACUGUGAGGAAGGAUGUAGUCCUGGUUUUACUGGCAUUGAUUGUGUAAAAGAAUGUCGUCCAGGGUUUUAUGGACCUGACUGUACGUCUAACUGUUUAAACAGACACUGUACACUCCAGAAUGACUGUAAUAAUCGAGAUGGUGCGUGUAUCUGUAAAGAUGGUUACCAGGGAGUGGACUGUACAGUAAAGAAAUCUGUAAAUAUUGAUGGUUCAACUAAACCAGCGGAAAUUAAUCCAACCUGGAUCAUCGUGGGUACAGUUUUAGGCUUUGUUAUCGGUAUUUGUAUUGGUGUGUGUGGAGUAAUGCUAGUUUCUAGGCUAAGGUAA
Molecule: messenger RNA, 603 nt
Organism: Lottia gigantea (owl limpet)
Lineage: Eukaryota; Metazoa; Mollusca; Gastropoda; Lottiidae
Exons: 5
Coding region: 1-603 (200 amino acids)
Molecular function (GO): scavenger receptor activity
Source: RefSeq, a predicted model, not a curated record